This is a messenger RNA of Lactuca saligna, 435 nucleotides long. The record is from the annotation of a GenBank genome assembly. Lineage: Eukaryota; Viridiplantae; Streptophyta; Magnoliopsida; Asterales; Asteraceae.
AUGACUCCAAUUGAGAUGGAUACUACUCAAAAUGAUAUGCAAGUUGCUCCUACUGAUGUUGAAUCUAGUAGUGCAGGGGAUUUUAUUCAAUAUGUGCAAUUCACUCCACCUAGAAGUUAUGAAGGUGAUGAGGGUGUUAUGGGUGAGGAAGCUGAUGUGGUUGAGGAAGCUGUUGUGGUUGAGCAAGUUGUUCAAGAUGAGGAGGUUGAGGAGGUUGAUGAGGUUAAUCAUAAUGCCCAAGUGGAUAAUGGUAAUGUUCAGGAGGUUUCUCCUGUUAACCAAGUUCAGCAGGUUUGUGUUAGGCCAAUUUCAGAUAUUUUGAAGAGGAUAAGGAGAAGAAAGUUAGAGAGAAUACUAAAGCUGAAAUUAGGCAAAACAAUUGGUGGUGUUGAUGAUCCAGGAAAUUCGAAGGGAAAAGCUCUUUUAAUUGAUUAG